Molecule: messenger RNA, 825 nt
Organism: Oncorhynchus masou masou (cherry salmon)
Lineage: Eukaryota; Metazoa; Chordata; Actinopteri; Salmoniformes; Salmonidae
Product: mitochondrial import inner membrane translocase subunit Tim10
Exons: 3
Coding region: 159-422 (87 amino acids)
Biological process (GO): protein insertion into mitochondrial inner membrane
Cellular component (GO): mitochondrial inner membrane
Source: RefSeq, a predicted model, not a curated record
GGAAGUGGUUCUUGAGAGGGAAGGAACAACACACGUGUAUUCCUCAAUCUGAAGGUUAAAUAAACCGGUGGUCGGGUGUGUUUGUUGGCCGCUGAGAGUGGUCGUUUGGACGGUUCGAUUUUGGAGAGAGUACGGUCUGGAGCGGACACAACGCAGACAUGGACCCAGAGAAAGCACAGCAACUGGCGGCGGAACUAGAAGUGGAAAUGAUGGCUGAUAUGUACAAUCGGAUGACCAACGCGUGCCACAGGAAGUGCGUUCCCCCCCACUACAAAGAGGCAGAGCUGUCUAAAGGGGAGGCGGUCUGUCUGGACCGCUGUGUGGCUAAGUACCUGGAUCUACACGAGAGGCUGGGCCGCAAGCUCACCGAGCUCUCCGUUCAGGACGAGGAGAUGAUGAGGAAGAAUGCUAUUGGACAAUAAUAUAUAUUUUUAGGGAGGGAUGGAGUGCAGUAUUCUUCAAGCCAUUCCUUAGGGGGACCCUGGGAGAUGCUCAUUUCUGCUCUAGCCAUGGACUAAUACACCUGUCUCAACGGAUGAAGGACACCCGUUGGGCUCAUAUCAGUGUCUGAGUAGGAGUGCUGAUCUAGGCUUUAUGAGUACGGGCCCUGGUCCCGUAGGAAUAGAUGGAGACACUGCUGUAGUCAAUACGAGGACCAUGCCUAUCGGAGUGUCAUUUCUUUACAUUUUGAUCAGUCUCAGUUUGUUCAUUGGCUUUGAAUUUUCUUCAUGUUGAAACUGUGCUAAUGUUGUACAAAGUUUUCUUUUGUGACAUUUUAAAAACCUUUUUUUUGUUUAAAAUCUGAAUAAAUAUUGUUAUAGUAUA